Molecule: messenger RNA, 1335 nt
Organism: Symbiodinium natans
Lineage: Eukaryota; Dinophyceae; Suessiales; Symbiodiniaceae
Source: the annotation of a GenBank genome assembly
AUGCUUGAGGGGAAUUGGCCGGUUGCGGAGAACACGCGGCUGCAGCGGUGCGGCCGCUACACAGUCUUUGCGUGCCUCCUUACUUUGGCCACCUUUGGUGUCGCGUUGUUCACAGCUUAUAGCUGGGAUAAUCCUGGCUUUGUCAGCCUUUCUGCGGCGUUACAGGUGGGUCUUUCCGGUGAGGACGACGAUCUCACAGACCAGGGCUUUUCAGUCAACGAGUCGGAGAUGUCAGCGUCAGAGCUGCAGGGACGCUUUUGGCCCGACCAAAAGAAUGUGACGAGCAAUGCCACGACAGAAGUGGUUCCUCGUACUGCUGUGUCCCUUCCUGGCACUUCGAAGUUGAUUCUGGUGAACUGUGCGGAGGAUGGAAAGCCGAUCAAGAAGAAAGGCUCGAAAGAUAGAAUACUCCACUGCCCGCACCAGUGCAACAUGACAAAUAACAAAGCAGAUCUUUCUCGAGCUGACGCGGUUGUCUUCAAUCCUUUGUGGAUGGCACCGCUCAAAGUACCACCAAGGACAAAGGCUCCGGGACAAAUUUGGGCAUACAGUUUCCACUUCGAGUCUGCCUCUGGGCAUGGUUUCGCGCGCGGAACCACCAAGGCCUUGUCGGGCAAAGUGGACUUGACGAUGACAUACAAGGGCAGGUCGGACAUCUUCCGACCCUACUACAGGCUCAGCGCCUUGCAGCCCGGCCUACCAGAUGUUCACGUGGAUUAUGCAAAAGGGAAGCCCUAUUUGCUGCUGUGGUUCGUCUCAAACUGUGGAGCCAGGGGGCGCAUGAGCCUCUUCAAGCAACUUCAGAAGCUUCUGGGUCCAGACAAGGCCCACAUGUUCGGGUCCUGUGGAAUGCGCUCGGGCUGCAAGUCAAAGCACAGCGCAGACCCCUGCAAUGUACAGCUCAUGUCCAAGUACAAGUUCUACGCGGCUUUCGAGAAUGCUCGCUGCGAAGGCUACAUCACGGAGAAGUUUUUUCGGGGCCUCAUCAGAAGCACGCCCAUGGUGCCGCUGGCAUUGGGAGGCCUGGGAAGAAGGGACUACGAGUACAUCGCGCCACCGGAGUCCUUCCUGCACGUUGAUGACUUCUCCUCCGUAGAAGCCUUGGCCAAGACCUUGCUUGAAAUCGAUGCCGACGAUCGAAGGUACAACCGAUUUCACGCCUGGCGUCAGAGAUUGACUGUGACAAGCCAGCAUGCGAACUACCACACCGCCUACUGCGAGCUGUGCGAACGCCUGCACAGCGGACAGCACCUUCAUCCCAGGUCGUAUGGCACGAGCCUGGAACGCUGGAUGUUUGACGGGUGCCUGAGCGACGGCCCGCGCUGGAAAGCUUGA